AUGGAUCCCACUACUCCACAACACCAAAAAGAGGAUUUCCGCACUUUUGUCACUAGAGUGAACGUCAAAUUUGGUCUUGAGAUUCCCCUCCCUGGAAUUGAGUCCCCUUCAGCCCGAGAGAGAAAUAACAGCCUCCCUAGUCAGAUCUACAAGCAUAUCCGCCCGCUGUUCUUCAAUAACCAGGUCGACAAAAGAAGCCUACUAAACAAUCUCGAGGAAUGGGUCCGCGGGAACCUACCAUUGGCCGGUUCGAACCAGAACCAUGUCUAUCAAACCAACGCAGAUCGCCGGGCUAGGCAACGGCACCAGAGCGAGGAACCAGCGCCCCCACUCUCGCUCACCGGCCCUGAGAAGGAUAUGUGCAUGAAGCAGCUACUAGCGCUCAUGGAAGACGAGGAAUAUCUUUUAGCAAAUGGCCGUGUCGUAAACACGAAAAAAAGGUUAGCCGCUAAUUCUUUGGGAGAUGCCAAGGGCUUAUCACCAAAAAAACAAAGGUUUGAUGAUGAAGAUGAAGACGAAAACUUCCACACUACACCGAGUUCCCCCGUGAAAGGAUCUAUGCUAGUUCAGUCCCCUCUGGGAAAGAACGGGGAUGGCGGUUGGCAAUCUCCAGAGAUGGUGCAGGUUGCCUUUCAAAGACCUCGAAGGAUCUCUGGGACUGUCAACUUGCCAGUCAAUAAUCAACGAUCAAUUCAGUCUCUUGCGCAGGGGUCGGUGGGAAUUGCAUCGCCAACAAAACGUCAAGUCAACGCGGCACCCGGAAGGAACGAUAGACUCAUGCUGUCGCCUGGAAAUAAUAAAGAGAAAUUCCACUCCCCGGCGAAGUAUUCAGCGACCUUUCCUCCGCCAGCAAAGGCACAAUCACCACAGGGUCAAGUGCGUCACCAACCGGUCCCGAGGAGAGUGGUCACAAAAUCACCAUCCAAGCCACAAGGCUAUGUUUCCACUCAGACAAGGAAGUCGACGAGUAUUUCGUCGCCAGCGAACACUCCAUGGGCUGCUCAAUCACCCGCGAGGAAUCCUGGAUCUCUCCGAUCGCCAUCGAAAACCCCAACAUCAGCCAAAUCACCCUCCCAAUCGUCGUUGAGACAGAUGGAUCUUCGAUCUUUUGGGUUUGGCAACAGCUUCAACAACGGAAAUUCUUCUACCGAGGAAGACUUUGAGUUUAAGAAGCCUACUUUGUAUGAAAAGCUUAGGGCGGCAUCCGAUGAAUCGAAGCGCAACCAGCCAGCCAACACUAGCGUUUCAACAACGGUCACUUCCUCGGUAUUUAUGUCUCGCGGUGCCAGCAUGGAGCAAUCUUUUGAUACGGUCGUGACCGAAAUAACAGAGCCAAUGAACACACAAUCAACCUAUGCAGAUUCAGUUAUCGGGUACAUGGUUGGCGACGAGAUGCAAAGGAAUGUGGAUGCUGCUGCUAUCUCCAUGAUGGUAAAUGCUGACCCUGCUGAGACGGAGUUUUCACUGAAACAGGAGUUUGUUGGCGAGCUCCUGUCCUACGGCCCAUUUUCUGCAGAAGAAUCCUUCUCGGCGACAAUUCCAUUGCGAUUUCGAUAUGAGUUGGAGCGAAUUGGACGUGCGUGGGGAAUGCCCUUCAAACAAAUCCUCGUUGGCGACCGUGUAACGUUCAACACCCAAGAUAAUUUCUGGUCAUGGGUUGGCGGGCUUGGGCGACGUUAUGGCCGUCCGUUGCCAGAGAGAUCGCCGCGCCGUGCUUGGGAUGCUGCUAUUGGUGAUUUCAAAUCAGACAAGCACUCAGAGGUGGUGGUGCUAUCAGGAGACUUGGACUGGUGUAAUGAGUCCGAGCCGGGUAUUUUCAAAUUAAGACUCAAUCCGCUCAAGCCAGAGCGGACGUGUCGAUUCCACCGAAGAUUUGGUUCGGAUAGAUUCCUGACUCUUACUAUUCCAGCCGCAGAUCAGCCUCCCAGCCAUCAGAAACAACCUUCGUACCCAUCUGCUCUUCGUGAAAGUAUUGCUUCCUGGCUCACGCGGAAUGACCAUCAUUGUCUCGGACGGACGUGGCGGGCAUUCUACGUUGAAGAAGUAAAGACUAAGCGGAAAGCCAAGGCUGAGGCUCGAUUUCGAGUCGAGCUCUUCGCUAUUGAUGGCGACGACUUUGAUCACGGGUAUCAGUUACCACCAGUAGUGGCUCCCCCUCAACAGCAAAGUGACAAUCAUACUCCGAUGGGUGUCGAUGCUUUGCUGGAAUGGCAUAUGCCCAAGACUGCGAAUGCGAAUCAAAGCAACUGCAAGCUCUUCCAGCGUAUCUCUUUGGGCUUGUCGAAGACAUUUGCGACGGUUAAGUUAAAACCAACGCAAGUGCUUCGGUUAAGAGACGAUCCAACCAGGACUGUCAUGAAUGAUGGAUGUGCUUUGAUCUCGAGACCUCUUGCGAACCAAAUAUGCGAUCAAUUGGGCAUAACCGCCGCGACUCCUAGUUGCUUCCAGGGUAGAAUAGCAGGUGCUAAGGGCCUCUGGAUGGUUGAUUGCCACCAAUCUAGUAUCACUACCCUGAACGACGAUAAUAUCUGGGUUCAGAUCUCGGACUCACAGUUGAAAAUACACCCUCAUCCACAGGAAUGGGUCGACCCGGUUGACGACGAAAAGUUGACCUUCGAAGUUGUCAACUGGGCUAAGCCAUUACACCCCGUUGAUCUUAAUAUCCAGCUUCUUGCAAUUUUGGAAUAUGGAGGGAACGUGAAGGAGUACAUUGCUAAGCUCACGCGGGAUGGUGUACAGAGUCUUUACGACGACUUCCUUGAGGUUCUUCGAUCAAAUAGCCCCGUGGGUUGUCGAGCCCUGCUUCAGAAGCUCAGACCCUCCGGCGAGGAUGGAACUGGCAAAGCUCGACGAUUAGAGCAGUGGGUGACUAGUGAUGCCGAGUCUAUCAUUCGUUUCUCAGAGGCUGGCUUUGCCCCGCGCGAUUUUUUCCCCCUCCGGAUGAAGCUUCGCAAAUUCAUAACAUGGCUUCUUGAGCGACAUGUCGAAGAACUCAAAAUCCAGGUCCCUCUCUCAACUUACGCAUACUGUAUUGCGGACCCAUAUGGAGUUCUCGGACCGGAUGAAGUUCACUUUGGCUUCUCCAAUAAUUGGCGGGACCCACAGGGCCAGUUUGAGGACAACCUACUUGAUGGAGUAGAUGUUCUCGUGGGCCGACUUCCGGCUCAUUUGCCAUCUGAUAUUCAACGGCGCAAAGCCGUUUGGAAGACUGAACUACGUCAUUUUAAAGAUGUGAUUGUCUUUCCCACUACGGGAAACUUUCCUCUAGCCGGUAUGCUAUCUGGGGGAGAUUACGAUGGUGACACGCCGUGGAUCUGCUGGGAUCCUAUCAUUGUUGAGAGAUUCCAUAAUUCCCCAAUGCCCUCACAUGAGUAUCCUGUAGAGCAUUACGGGCUCACGAAACACUCCGUCCCGAUGGCCUCGCUGAAGUCGACGGAAGACUUUUUGGAAAGUGUGUUCGAUUUCAAUCUCAACCUUUCAAAUCUGGGUCGAUGUACUGUCGAGCAUGAGAAACUGGCAUAUGAUGAGUCAAUUAACUCUGCAAAAGCGAAAGAGCUGGCCUGUCUCUUGGGUCAUCUUGUGGAUGGCCGAAAAGGUGGAGUUCAUCUUUCGGAGCAAGCCUGGAAAGAAUACCGCAAAACCAUUAGCCCUAAGCAACGUGCGCUGCCCGCCUAUCGGAAUCCAGACCGCAGGUCCAAAUCGUCAAACAUCGUCGACUACCUCAAGUUUCACGUCGCACAUUCGGAGCUUCGUAGGAUUCUCUCGGGCCUCAACGAGGCAUUUCCCGAGAACGAUACCCAAAAUCAGUUCGAUGAUGACCUCAUUCGACCGUGGCGUGAAGCCGACGAAGCUUCCAAGAGCAAUUCCGAGCACAGUCAAGAUCUCAAAGACGCUCUCGCCGAAGUUCGAAGAUCGAUAGACGAGCUAUACAAGCAGUGGAACCAAGGACACUCUGCUUCGACUGGCGAUGAAUUCUCUCCCAUAUCACGCCAAGCUGCCGAGAAUGCAGCUGCGCUCGCUCCUCCCAACGCGGGCAAACACCCGCUCAUCCACACCUGGCAAAAUAGCCUCAAUGAGUGGCGACGGUUAGUAGCUUCAUAUGCCUACCGUCGAUGUCCAAACUCUCGGUUUAUCCUUCAUGCCUUUGGCGAGACAUUGUGCGAGAUCAAGGCGUCCGUCUCCCCAUCCCGCCUUGUCACUAAUGAGGUGAUCGCCUGCUACCGAGUGAACCAGAAAAUGGUGGCACAUCUCACAGCCAAUGAAUUGCCUGUAGAUGAGGUCGACGAUGUAGAUGAGUAUGAAGACGGGGAAGCCAUAGAAGCCAUGCUAUCUUUUUAG
Molecule: messenger RNA, 4338 nt
Organism: Penicillium digitatum Pd1
Lineage: Eukaryota; Fungi; Ascomycota; Eurotiomycetes; Eurotiales; Aspergillaceae
Product: RNA dependent RNA polymerase
Biological process (GO): siRNA processing
Cellular component (GO): nuclear RNA-directed RNA polymerase complex
Molecular function (GO): RNA-directed RNA polymerase activity
Source: RefSeq, a predicted model, not a curated record